Polychytrium aggregatum is the source of this 2228-nucleotide messenger RNA. RefSeq lists its product as uncharacterized. NCBI's taxonomy places the organism in Eukaryota, Fungi, Chytridiomycota, Chytridiomycetes, Polychytriales. The coding region runs from base 192 to 2042 and encodes 616 amino acids. Gene Ontology annotation, cellular component: cytosol. Gene Ontology annotation, molecular function: mRNA binding. Gene Ontology annotation, biological process: mRNA splice site recognition. The transcript has 7 exons. The record is from RefSeq and is a predicted model, not a curated record.
CGACUGUUGGUUUGAAACCCCAACGGACUACUGCUCUCCUCCUGCACUCCCGAGCGAUCUGCGCUUCACUUAACACCGGCGGAUAUCUUCCCCCCUCCAUCAUUCCUCCGAUAUUUGUCCGCACAUAUCUUCUUGAUUACCCCCCCACACACACACUAUUUGCUCUCUUGUUGCCUCCGAAAUAGCCAAAAAUGUCGGUCUGGGACUCUCGGCUGAUGCAGACACCGCCGUUGUCGUCGCUUCCACUUCAAUCUCCAAUGCCAUUUGCACCGGGGCCUAAUUCACAGCGGCCCGCUGGGCAAGGACAGCCACAACCACCACAGCCAUUCCAAGGCUCCCAGCCCUCGCCGAUCUCGGCCCAGUCAACUGCCCAGUCCCCGUCGCAGACGCAGUUCCUUCUGCAGCAGCCUCCGUCGCAGUCGUCGCCCCAGCCCUCGCAGUCGGUGGGGCAACCGACGCUGCCUCCAUCGUCCCAGCCCCGGUCCCAAUCGCCGCACCUCGUCAACGGUAGCAACACACAGCCAUCCGAUACAAAAACCACUCUUUGGAUGGGCGACUUGGACCCAGCCAUGGAUGAAAACUACAUCAAGCAGCUCUGGGGGAUGCUGGGUGAAACCGUCCAAAUCAAGAUGAUUCGAGACAAGUUUUCGUCGGUCAACGCUGGAUAUUGCUUUCUCGAUUUCAGCUCCCACGCCAACGCCGCCAGAUGUCUCAACACCUUUAAUUCAACCCCGAUCCCGGGCACCAACCGGGUCUUCAAGCUGAACUGGGCCUCUGGAGGCGGCAUGGUUGAUCGAAAGGACGACCGAGUGGUAGAAUAUUCUGUCUUUGUCGGCGAUCUGUCUCAGGAUGUUGGUGACUUGCUUUUGUUGCAAACAUUCCAGAAUCGCUACACCUCGACAAGAUCUGCAAAGGUGGUUACGGACCCGCUCACGGGCAUGUCGCGAGGCUAUGGCUUUGUGCGCUUCGGCGAGGAGGCGGAUCAGCAGCGGUCCCUCCAAGAAAUGCAGGGCCAAGUCAUCGGCUCUCGCCCCAUCCGCAUUUCCCUGGCGACCCCCAAGACACGCGGAGGCUCCAGCCACACGCAGAAUGCACUGAUGUCGCAGUACAUGCAACACCAGGGACACCUGAUCGCCGGUAUUCCUGCUGUCCCUCAGCAGAUGCCAUAUGGAGGCUUUGCCGGCGGUGUUGCUCUCCACAGCAAGGGAUCGGCCAAGAUCUCGGGGGCCUCCGCUGCGGCCAACCACCAGAGCGAUCCAAACAACACCACCGUAUUCAUCGGCGGACUUGCAAGCCAUCUGGCCGAGGAUGACCUCGCUGGGUUUUUCCAGCCCUUUGGCGAAAUCAUCAGCGUCAAGAUCCCGCCUGGCAAAGGCUGCGGAUUUGUGCAAUUUACGACCCGUGCCAGCGCCGAGCUCGCAAUUCAGCAGAUGAAUGGAUUCGCGAUCGGUGGACAUCGUGUCAGACUUUCGUGGGGACGAUCCCAGGCAGCCGAACACAAGCAACAUCACCACCACCACCAACAGCAGCAAGCGCAGCCCCAGCAGCCACAGCAUCAUCAGCACCAGCAACCUCAGCAGCACAUGCAUCCGCACCCCCAGCUCGCAAUCACGGUCGGCAACAACGGCUUUGCCAGACAAUUUCAGCAGCAGCCCAUGAUCGGCUAUGACGGUCUGAUGGGGGGAAUGUCGUCAAUGGGCCCUAUGGCCAGUCCUGGGCUGGUUUCUCCAAUGGGUCCCGCUAGCAUCGAUAAGGGUGGAUACCGACAGUCGCUGAUGAUGGGGCCAACUUCCCCGUUCUCCCCCGUUGGUGCAAACGCCCUGUUUUCAUCCGUCCCAAACCAAUUCACCCAGUCGUCAGUUCAGGGCCACGACCGCAACCCCGGCCUGGCUCUCCAAGGACUUGCGCCACUGUCUCCUUUUGAUUCCGGCUUCAAGAGCGAUGGAAAUGCCUUUCCGGUGUCCGGCUGGAGCGAGCCGCACGACGUUCAGAUCGAAAAAGGCUCAUGGAGACCACCAAAUGGCAAGGUGUUUGUUCAGUAGACACACCGCCCUCGGCAUUGCAUAUCGCAAUGGCAUGGAUGAGCUGAAGCGGCUGCUGCGCGCUGUGGAUCCUCGAUCGAAGCCCCCCCCCCAAAGCAAAGACGGACAACGCCGAAGCGAUAGGUGGGGCAACAAGCGUCGACCGCUGCCACCACUGUCGCCAGCUGUUGCCGUCGCCAAGCUGCG